GAGAUAAUUUUCGCAAUUUCGUUUUGUUGACAUCCUAGAGUUAUGCCAUUUCGUCUUGGAUGACAUUGUCUCGUACUAGUGUAGAGACGAAAAUAUCCAAUCAGCUACAAGCUUCGAGUUGGCGCAAAAAAAGUUUCCGUGUCUGAACAUCGACUAAGCAACUCAGCUGACUAGCAGCUGUCAUUCUUUAUUUGAGUCUUUUGGAGAUUCGUUUGCUGCUUUUGGGUCAUCCUUGCUUUUGGUGCGUGUUGUGUAAAAAGCUGAAAAUUCCAAGUUAUAAAUUCCGGUUCUAUUCAUAAUAAAAUGGCGGCACCAAAAACAUAUAACCUGGAAGCUGUGAAGCAGCAUAAUACUCCAGAUGAUCUCUGGAUAGUCAUCGAGGGAAAAGUGUAUGAUGUGACAAAAUUCCGAAACGAGCAUCCUGGAGGCGAAGAAACGCUGGACGAAGUGGCUGGUCGCGACGCAACACGUGAUUUCCUGGAUGUGGGGCAUAGCCAAGAGGCGAGGCAAAUACUGAAAAAGUACUACAUUGGUGAUCUGGAGGCCAGCGACUGGACAAGUAAAUUACCAGUAAGCACGCCAUCAGUGUCACCUACAACACCAACACCACCAAGCCAGUCGGCAAUAAUUACGCCGGAAGCGACGGCCACGCCCACUGUUGGCAAAGAAGUUGUUGCACCGCCAGAAAAGCAAUGUUGCACGCUCGCUUAAAUCCGAUCGCAUGAACUAUCUGCUUAAUCUUUAAAUGAAACCAGUUUUCGAAUUGCUCUAAAAAUUUAUGUAUAUGUUAUAACACUUUACAAGAACUUAACGCAUUUUUUAAACUCAAUGUGU
Rhagoletis pomonella (apple maggot) is the source of this 834-nucleotide messenger RNA. Its product is annotated as cytochrome b5. Gene Ontology annotation, cellular component: membrane; intracellular membrane-bounded organelle. Lineage: Eukaryota; Metazoa; Arthropoda; Insecta; Diptera; Tephritidae. The transcript has 4 exons. Gene Ontology annotation, molecular function: heme binding. The record is from RefSeq and is a predicted model, not a curated record. Bases 304 to 711 code for a protein of 135 amino acids.